CACACCCAAAUCUUUUUAUUUUUCCACUCUUUUAAUAGGCUGCGCUGGGUGCACUAUACUGACAGCCAAGAUUAUGUUGUCAAAAUUGUCCCCCCUUAGUCAAUUAUAAUUUUUCAUAAACCAUAGUAUAUCAAAUCAAACACCCCUUUCCAUUACUAUAUUACAUAUUCCACAAUUUUAAUUCUCAAACAAGACCAUCAUCAAUUUUCUUCUUAUCUCUCUUUUUGUCUUCACUAUACAUAUAUAUAACACAUUUAAUGUCUUCCCUCUAAGACCAGCUUCAAAACUCACGACAACAACAUGCGACCAAAACACAACCUCCUUACCUUAACAAUCACCUUGUUGUGUUCAUGGAGCUUAACAAAAGCUGACCCUCAAACAAGUUUAAUCAACAAAGGUUGUAGCCAAUACAACGCAACAAACUUAUCCAAUUUCUACCAAAAUCUAAACGCAACUUUGUUAGACUUGAAAUCACAAGUACGAAAUGAUAGCAAGCAUUUUGCUACGGCACAAUCAGCUAGAGGAGCAAAUCCUGUUUAUGCUUUGUUUCAGUGUAGGAAUUAUCUCUCUAAUUCUGAUUGUGCUGCUUGCCUCGCCGUCGCCGACGCACAAAUUCGGAAUUGCUCCGCUGGUUCCAACGGUGCCCGUGUUAUCUAUGAUGGUUGCUUCCUUAGGUAUGAGAGCAAUGGGUUCUUCGACCAAACAACUCAACCUGGAAACAGUAUGAUAUGUGGAAGCCAGGCAGCAAAUGGAGCCACUGCUUUUAAUGCAGCUGCACAACAAGUGUUAGAGGAUCUACAAACUGCAACACCAAAAAUUCCUGGUUUCUUUGCAGCUACCAAAACACAAGUUGUUGGAACUGGAAAUGCAAUCUAUGCUAUUGCACAAUGUGCUGAAACAGUCACUCAAAGUGGCUGUUUAGAUUGCCUGACAGUUGGAUUUACCAACAUACAGAGCUGUUUUCCUAAUACUGAUGGUAGGGCAUUUGAUGCUGGUUGUUUUAUGAGAUACUCAGAGAAAUCCUUCUUUGCUGAUAACCAGACCAUUGAUAUUGCACCCUUCUUAAAACAAGGAGGUUCAAGUAAGAAAAGGGCCAUUAUUGGUGGUGUUGUUGGAGGUGUGGCCCUUGUUGUGAUCCUCCUUGCACUUUUUGCUUGGUUUAGGCUCAAAAAGAAACCCAAGAAACUUCCUAGAGGUGACAUAUUGGGAGCAACCGAGUUGAAAGGUCCUGUUACUUACAGGUAUAAAGAUUUGAAGUCUGCAACAAAAAAUUUUAACGAUGAAAAUAAACUAGGAGAAGGCGGUUUUGGAGAUGUAUACAAGGGCACUCUGAAAAAUGGUAAAGUAGUUGCUGUCAAGAAACUGAUUCUAGGCAGCUCCGGCAAGAUGGAUGAACAAUUUGAAAGUGAGGUGAAGCUCAUAAGUAAUGUUCAUCAUAGGAAUCUAGUUCGGCUUCUCGGAUGUUGCAGUAAAGGCCAAGAGAGAAUCCUUGUUUAUGAAUACAUGGCAAACAGCAGUCUUGACAGAUUCUUAUUUGGUGAAAAUAAGGGUUCCCUCAAUUGGAUUCAAAGGUAUGAUAUAAUUUUAGGCACAGCAAGAGGUCUAUCCUAUCUGCAUGAAGAUUUCCACGUUUGCAUCAUACAUAGGGAUAUAAAGACUAACAAUAUCCUCUUAGAUGAUGAUCUUCAGCCUAGAAUUGCUGAUUUUGGAUUGGCAAGACUUCUACCAGAAGAUCAAUCUCAUGUUAGCACAAAAUUUGCAGGAACAUUGGGAUACACUGCACCAGAAUAUGCAAUUCAUGGUCAGUUAUCAGUGAAGGCUGAUACCUACAGUUUUGGUGUUGUAGUCCUAGAAAUCAUAAGUGGCCAAAAGAGUGGCGAGUUGAGGGAUGAUGUUGAUGGUGAAUUCCUCCUUCAAAGGGCAUGGAAACUAUAUGAGGAAGGUAGACACUUGGAGUUAGUCGACAAGACAUUGAACCCUGGUGACUAUGAUGCAGAAGAAGUGAAGAAAGUUAUCGAGAUUGCUUUGCUUUGCACUCAAGCAACAGCGGCUACAAGGCCAACUAUGUCAGAAAUAGUAGUUCUACUCAAAAGCAAGAACUUCAUGGAGCAUAUGAAACCAACCAUGCCUGUCUUUGUUAACUCUAACUUGAGGCCUCGGACCGAUACCUCUACAUCUACUGCUUCCUCUACAUCUAAUGCUACUGCUGCCACUUCUAUAUUAUCAGCUAGAUGAAUAUAUUGAAUUGGAGAGUGGAUGUUCAGUUAAAGGAUUUUAGGUUUUGAAGUUGAAGUGAAUACAAAAUUGAAGGAAAAAAGAAGAGGAUUUUCUCCAAUAUUAACUCUUGUAACUUGUACAUUUUUUUUAUACAAAUACCAAGUUUAUUGUGAAAUUGUACUACUGAGAUGCUAUUUCAUAUAAAGAAGAAUGGCUACUGAGAUGCUUAUUUGAUUGUUUGUUUGAACAUAAUGGAUUAUGGAUGAUUUUGUUGAAAAUGAA
Messenger RNA from Medicago truncatula (barrel medic), 2499 nucleotides. RefSeq names its product cold-responsive protein kinase 1. Gene Ontology annotation, biological process: protein phosphorylation. The record is from RefSeq and is a predicted model, not a curated record. Bases 301 to 2235 code for a protein of 644 amino acids. The transcript is spliced from 8 exons. NCBI's taxonomy places the organism in Eukaryota, Viridiplantae, Streptophyta, Magnoliopsida, Fabales, Fabaceae. Gene Ontology annotation, molecular function: protein kinase activity; ATP binding.